This is a messenger RNA of Eurypyga helias (sunbittern), 842 nucleotides long. RefSeq names its product DNA fragmentation factor, 45kDa, alpha polypeptide (gene DFFA). Gene Ontology annotation, biological process: regulation of apoptotic process; apoptotic process. The annotation marks the transcript as partial. The record is from RefSeq and is a predicted model, not a curated record. Lineage: Eukaryota; Metazoa; Chordata; Aves; Eurypygiformes; Eurypygidae. The transcript is spliced from 5 exons.
CCAGCAGCAUUCUGGGUGUUGAAAGCGCCAGGGAGCCCAUCACCUUAGUACUGGCAGAAGAUGGCACUAUUGUGGAUGAUGAGGACUACUUCUUGUGUCUGCCCUCUAACACCGCGUUUGUGGCGCUGGCCAAGAAUGAGAGAUGGUCCGGCAAAAGCUUAGACAGCGGAACAGCCUGGCUCUCCGAGUCUGCCGAUGAAGUGGACAGCGCUGCAGAGAAGUGGAAGCAGCUGGCCAGGCAACUGAAGGAUGACCUGUCUAAUAUCAUCUUGAUGUCCGAAGAAGACCUCCAGGUGCUUAUUGAUGUACCGCGUUCAGACCUGGCAGAAGAACUUGCUCAGAGUCAACCCAAAAUCCAGAUAUUGCAGGACACCCUACAGCAGGUGCUGGACAGACGAGAAGAGCAACGGCAGUCAAGACAGCUCCUGGAACUCUACCUAGAGGCCUUGAAAAAGGAAGACAGUAUCUUAAGCAAAGUAGCAGAAUCUGAGUCUGUUCCAAGAAAGGAGAUGGAUGUGGUUGACACAGGUACCAGCAGCACAGGCACUUCAGCCAAAACAGCGCUCAGUGACCACGUCCUUGCUGCUCUGAGAGAGAAACCUGCCCCAGAGCUCUGCUUGGACAGUCAGGAUCUAGAGCUGGUCUUGAAAGAAGACGCAGAAGCGCUGGCCUCGGCUCUGAGAUGGGACAAGCAGAAAGCCGAAGCUCUGCAGCAAGCGUGUGAUCAGGAGCUCUGCAGGCGUCUAGAGCAAGUGCAGACGUUGCAGUCCCUAAGGAGCACAUCAAAAGGCAAGAAAACGCUACCCUGGGGAGACUGGCCUAGUUCAAAACGCAAAAAAUAA